Cyclocybe aegerita is the source of this 1095-nucleotide messenger RNA. The record is from the annotation of a GenBank genome assembly. Lineage: Eukaryota; Fungi; Basidiomycota; Agaricomycetes; Agaricales; Hemipholiotaceae.
AUGACCUACACUCUGUUGGAGACCUCGGGGCUUGAUGAGUGUCAGAGAACUGGCGUCUUCGAGCAGCCCAUCCUACUUUAUCUAAGGAGCUACUUCAUUCUGCCUAUAACCACUACCCACAUUCUUUUAAAUCGCCAACAGACGCUUGAAGCGCGCAAGGGACAUCUUGGCAGCCUCGUUCUCAGUGGCGAGUCGCUCAGAGGAACAACGCCGAAGGGCCAAACAGGACCAAACGCACGCUCCACUGGUUCUCUCGUCACCACCAUCCACUCACCUUGUCCCCCCGACCCUCCACUCCUCCGACCCUCUUUCGACGUUCUCUGCAAGUCUUGCAUACCUCCGGACUCCUACACAACGAGGAAUAAGCCCUCAAGCUCUCAAAACGUCAUGAUUUUCACGACUCUUUUCGCCAUGGUGCUUGCAUCGUUGGCCCCGACGGUUUCAGCCCAGCUGGAUGCCAACGGCCCCAUUAGAUACGAUCUGGAGCACAAUGUUACUACCAUUGUUGGUACUUGGAGUACGGGUAGCAAGGCCGUUGUUACAGGCUCGGGCUUUGCAAACCCUGCCCAAAUGACCUUUACUUACCCCAAAACGACAGGGGUUUCCUAUUCCUUCUCUGACGAUGGGUUCUACGAGAUAGCGAGAUAUCGGUUUAAUGGCAACGGAUCGGAACCCACGUGCAUUACCGGUGUGAUAGGUUGGGUUCAUGGCAGAUACACACUGAAUGCCAAUGGCUCCAUCACGAUGACACCCUUCGAAGAUGGCUACCAACAAAUUCAAGAUCCAUGCGCUGCUGUCUCUAACUUCAUCGAAUCCUACCCUUACAGGGAGUACUACAUCGGCUGGAGAAUAUUCCGAGACCCAACUGCGGGACCGAAGCUCCAUCUAUUCCAGUUCGACGGCGUCCCUGUGGCACCACAAUUCCUGGUUUCGACAACGCCGAACAUGCUUCCUACUCGUAACCUGCGGAACACCACGACGAUUGCCCGACGUUCGACUUCGAAUGCUCAGGAUGGACUUGGCCCGCAGCUGGUGACCGCUCUCGUUGGAGCAACGAGCUUGGCCUUGAUGGCUAUGGCAUCGCUGACGCUAUGA